CUGAGAAUAAAAAAAAAGAGCGGCAUGCUGCAUGAUUAUCCGAGGGUCAGAUUGUAAUCAGACAUUGCUCUGAAAUCUGUCAUGAUAAGUAUUUCUAAGACCGUAGGCGUCUGUAAAUCCGGAAACGGAAACUGAAAUUAUACCUACUUAUCAAGAACGAGGUAUGUUUUGUGUGUAAGUAUUAUCAUCACUUUAUUGUUCAUAACUAUGUAUUAAAAAUCGUGUUUUAGUUAGAAACCCUUUUCAAAAUGCCAUUGUUUCAUUGUUUUACCGUAGGUACCCUUUCAACCUACAAAACCUGUUCAAAUGAUCGAAAUUUGUAGUUUUUAAAAUAAUUUUUGUAUUAUUUACUUUAGCAUUGUCAUGUUUUAAUAAUUUUUUGAAGUUUCUUUUUUUCCUCGUGAAUAAUUUUAAUUUUUUAAAGUUUUUAAUUCAAAAUGGGAGCCUGUGUCAAUGUUUUUAAAUUUGUUUUCCUGGCGUGUUUGUUUAAUCAGGUUUACUGUUUUACACGAUUUCCACCCAAUCCGAGUAAAACAUUUCGUUGCAAAAGCGGGCAAUACGUCGCAUCCAACGAUCUUUGCGAUACUGUUCAAGAUUGUUCCGAUGGUAGUGACGAGCCAAACUCGUGUAAGACUUGGAACUGCGGACCCGGUCAAUUUUCUUGUGUUCCUAAUUCAAAUUCAACGAAAAAUGCGACCUGCUUAAAUGCAAAAGUGCUAUGCGAUACACGUAAAGACUGCGCUGAUAAUUUCGACGAAGAUAAUUGUGGGGAUCUAAUAAAUGUUCAGAACUGUGAACUCGGAGAUGGAAAAUUUUUAUGCAGGGAUAAGUUAAGAUGUCUCGGUUUAGAAAACACUUGCGAUGGGUAUUGCAAUUGUUUCGAUUGUUCUGAUGAGAAUGAAAAUUGCACCAAGAUUGAUUACCAGUCGCUGAGUUCAUGCCCGAAUGCGUACUAUCCCCUUCCAUUGUCAUCAGGGCCCAUCUGUUUGUGUAAUUCGUCCAAUGCUGCAUAUCAGAAUUUAUGCAAAGAAGUAAAAAAUUGUACAUCAGGUUAUCGAUGUGAUCAAAAAUGCUCACAGUACAAAAAUAGAAUUCUUUGUUCGUGUUUCGAAGACUUCACGGAAGUACUUGUAUCAAAUGGUUUCAAAUGUCGGAGCAAAAAAUUUUACGGAACCGAAUUGAUUUAUACUACAACAAAUCAAAUUAAAGCUCUGAAUGCGACCACAAAGCAAGUCGACUAUAUAAAAAAUGAUGUACAAACUCAAAUAUUAGCAGCCUCUCGGAACUCCAUUUAUUACACAAUAUUUCGCGAUAAGAGUAGAAGCAUUUACCAAAUUCUUAACUACGGAUCUUCUAAAAAAAAUAGAAAAAUAUUAGAUUUAAAUUCGUCUAUCAUAUCCAUAGCUAUCGACUACAUCACUGAAAAUGUAUAUUUUACAACCAACGAGUCUCUAUCAGUUUGCUCGAAGGGAGGAGAAAUCUGUCUCCAGCUGAAAUGCUGCGAUGUAUCUUACGUGGUCCUGAAUCCCAAAAAUGGUACGAUGUUUUACACGAAGAGUUCUGACAAACCAAACGAACGAUUGUUGAUGCGAUCCUACAUGGACGGAAAUCAUGAAAGUGUUUUCAUUGACGGUUCUUUUCCGGAUAUCGUUCCUGUGGCGGUUGAUGAAGAAUUUUAUAGAUUAUAUUGGUUGGAAGGCAAUAGAAUACAUUCCAUUUCUCUUCACGAUAAGACUAUUGAUGUAAGAAGCAUUGUGCAAAAACGUGACAUCAGAUUUAAUCAUGCCUUGAAAUCGUUGACUAUUUUGGAUGAAAUUGUAUUCUACACCUCGCAGCGUGAUAAUAAAAUUUACCAAGCGGAAAAUCUCGAACGUUUUGUGAAAUCAGCUGAAGAAAAAAGUGGUAGAGCUUAUUACGACUAUUACGAACGACCAUUACAGGAUAACAAUUACACGCUGCACACAGAUGCAGAUGGCACAAUCUCCAUUAUAGAUGUCAAAUCGUAUAAUGCCAUUCGACAACUUGCAGCCAAGGCCAAAAAUCCGUGCAAUUCUUCAUGCAAAGGUCUAUGUUUAUUGCGUAGUGUUUCGAGGUUUUCUCUAUAUUAUGGUAGCCUGUUUUCUAACUGCAUUUGUAACGAUUUCUCUCCUUCGAAGAGUAAUAAUUGGUGCGGUGCGUCUCCUCUUCAAAUAAAUACACCAAAUGAUGCUGAUGGCGAUGAUGACGGAUUUCCAUUUAUGAUGACGUUUUUGAUUUUGAUUGUGCUGUCGGCUGUUCUUAGUGGAAUGUAUUUUGUUUACGACAGAUAUUACAGAGGGGUAGUUCAUAAUUCAAGGCGAUCUCAAGACGAUCGAAUUUACGAUCCUAAUCAAGAUGAGUUUUGAUUAAGUAUUUAUGAAGAUAAUAUUUUGAAAAAAUCAUCUAUAAAUAUUUAUUUCAAAAAGGAACUAAGUAGUUUUUUUUCCAUUGAGUAAAUUAAUGUAAGUAGGUAGGUACUCCUAGCCUAAGCCUAUUGAUAACUUUUUCAACAAUAAAUUUAAUAUUUAGGUA
This is a messenger RNA of Planococcus citri (citrus mealybug), 2550 nucleotides long. Its product is annotated as low-density lipoprotein receptor-like. The transcript has 10 exons. Gene Ontology annotation, molecular function: hormone binding; protein binding. NCBI's taxonomy places the organism in Eukaryota, Metazoa, Arthropoda, Insecta, Hemiptera, Pseudococcidae. The record is from RefSeq and is a predicted model, not a curated record. Gene Ontology annotation, cellular component: apical plasma membrane; plasma membrane; signaling receptor complex. Gene Ontology annotation, biological process: receptor-mediated endocytosis. The coding region runs from base 438 to 2384 and encodes 648 amino acids.